AUGUCUGGCAAUAACUGCACUGCUGUGACUGAAUUCAUUAUUUUGGGGUUAAUAGAUGACCAGAUCCUUCGUGUCAUCCUCUUUGUGAUAUUUCUAGGUGUCUAUGCUGUCACCUUACUUGGUAACAUUAGCAUAAUCAUAUUGAUCAGAAAUAGCUCCCAGCUUCACACUCCAAUGUAUCUUUUCCUCAGCCACUUGGCUUUUGUGGAUAUUGGUUAUUCUUCAUCUGUCACACCUCUCAUGCUCAUCAACUUCCUUAUGGGCAAGACCUCAAUCCCUCUGGGAGGCUGCAUGGCCCAAUUUUGUUUUGCAGCCAUCUUUGGGACAUCUGAGUGCUUCCUGCUGGCUGUGAUGGCUUAUGAUAGGUAUGUGGCCAUCUGUAGUCCCCUACUUUAUUCCACCCACAUGUCUACUAGGGUCUGUACUCUGUUAUUCUUCAUAUCCUACCUGGGUGGUUGUAUAAAUUCUUGGAUCUCUACUGGUUGCUUAUUGAAUCUGUCCUUCUGUGGAUCCAAUAUGAUCAAGCACUUUUUCUGUGAUUAUUCACCACUUUUGAAACUUUCUAAUUACCAGGGCAACCUUGUUGUAAUUCUUCCUGCUGCAUCUGCUGGGUCAGUACUUAUAAUCACAGUGCUAAUUAUCAUAAUCUCUUAUGUAUGCAUCCUCUCCUCUGUCCUGAAGAUAAGUUCUGGUGAAGGGAGAUCCAAAGCUUUCUCAACUUGUACCUCCCACCUCACAGCAGUCACUCUGUUCUAUGGGACCAGUACAUUUAUUUAUGUUUUGCCCAAGUCCAGCUACUCAAGUGAUGAGAAUAAAGUGGUGUCUCUCUUCUAUACUGUAAUGAUCCCCAUGUUGAACCCGCUGAUCUACAGUCUAAGAAACAAUGAAGUAAAAGGGGCUCUGAAGAAACUGAUGAGUAGGGAGCGUCUUUCUUUUUCAUGA
This is a messenger RNA of Trichosurus vulpecula (common brushtail), 942 nucleotides long. Its product is annotated as olfactory receptor 480-like. Bases 1 to 942 code for a protein of 313 amino acids. The transcript has a single exon. Lineage: Eukaryota; Metazoa; Chordata; Mammalia; Diprotodontia; Phalangeridae. The record is from RefSeq and is a predicted model, not a curated record. Gene Ontology annotation, cellular component: membrane. Gene Ontology annotation, biological process: sensory perception of smell; G protein-coupled receptor signaling pathway. Gene Ontology annotation, molecular function: olfactory receptor activity; G protein-coupled receptor activity; odorant binding.